ACUGGACUUGAUUGUGACCCCACCUGCCCGUCAUUAAGCGCCACACUUGACACGGAUCAGUCAUCAAGGCCCGUCUCGCUGACUGACUUCCGUCCGUCCGUCGGUCCGUCCGUUUUCUUCCGCUUUUCCACGCGAGUGACUGGAUUGCAUCGGCUUGCUUUGUGUUGCGGGCGAGCUGGACGGACAAAGCUGCACUUUUAGUCGUCCGUGCUUGUUAUUUCGUCUUAUUUUGGACCAAUUAGGCGACGUCGCAACUGCCGAUCACCGGGCCCACCCUCAAAAUUGCAUCUUUCAUCAGCGCUAAUCGCCAGGCUUGGUCUUCGCGUUGAAGGUUCAAUGCCAGACUUUGGCGCAAGCGGACGUUUCAAUGGUAGCUGCCUUGCACGUCUCCGAGUUGGGGGACGAAGCCCACGAGAGCCAAGGAGACAAAAUGUUGGGGGGCGACCGGGAAGGCGACGUCCCGCUGAAGGUUCUCCGGCCUAUGCGGCCGCGUCGCUCCGUCGGGGAGAUCCCGUCGCGGUCGCCGACGUCCGCCCCGGGGUCGCCGACGUCCGCCCCGGGGUCGCCGACGUCCGCCCCGGGGUCGCCGACGUCCGCCCCGGGGUCGCCGACGUCCGCCCCGGGGUCGCCGACGUCCGCCCCGGGGUCGCCGACGUCCGCCCCGGGGUCGCCGACGUCCGCCCCGGGGUCGCCGACGUCCGCCCCGGGGUCGCCGACGUCCGCCCCGGGGUCGCCGACGUCCGCCCCGUCGCAGCUGGGCCGGCGGAGCGAGCCGAGCGGUCAAACAUCGGCGACGUUUUACCCGUGGAGAGGAGUCCGACCGCCGCCGACCAAAAAGAAGCGCACCAGGAAGAGGAGGAAGAGGUUGUCGGCGCUGCAAAAAACGUUCCGGCAGUUCCCGCAGUGGCUGGUCAACGUGAUGUUCAACAUCGAGGAGGCCAAAUCGCACGAGCUGCUGAUCGAGUGAACGGCAACCAUGCGCCAGCGUUUUCUUUUAUUUUGCUUUUUUUUUUCCCCCUUUCAUUAAACAUCUGAAUCAACAAUUGAAUAAU
Syngnathoides biaculeatus (alligator pipefish) is the source of this 1052-nucleotide messenger RNA. Its product is annotated as merozoite surface protein CMZ-8-like. The coding region runs from base 368 to 967 and encodes 199 amino acids. The transcript is spliced from 4 exons. The record is from RefSeq and is a predicted model, not a curated record. Lineage: Eukaryota; Metazoa; Chordata; Actinopteri; Syngnathiformes; Syngnathidae.